AAUCACUUGACGUCAAUCAAAAAAAUUAUCUUUAUGUAGUUUUUUUAUUCGAAAAAUUCCCAAUGAAAACCUCAUAAUGUCCUUUCAGAAAUACCCAAGAAUCGGUUUGCAAUGUGCCAGGUUUAUUUGCAAGGAAGCUGCCGAAAAGCCCUGCAAAUCACCACACCAAGUUAGAAUCCCGUUGGCCACUCGACAAGAAUUAAAAGAUGCGAAAAGAAUUAUGCUUAAGUUUGGGAGUGAGGUGAUGAUUCAUCCUAAAGGGAAUCUUUUGGCAAUGACCCGUUGGGCUAAUCUUAUUGAACAGAUGGCGGAGCUUUCAUAUCAAGGCAAAGAAAUAAUUUGUAUAACCAGUGGAGCAGUUGCUCAUGGUAGAAAGAAACUUGGUAAUAUUGUAUCGAACAAAGAUUUCAAAGUGAGUAAAAGACCGGCAGCAGCAGUGGGCCAACCAAAUCUCAUGUACUUGUACAGCACCCUAUUGAACAAAUAUAACAUACAAUGCGCUCAGCUUUUACUCACCGAGUCGGACAUUUACCAGGACAGGAACCGGAAAAUCCUCAAAGACUCUAUUAAUAAGCUACUGUCCCUCGGAGUGAUACCUAUAUUCAAUACCAACGAUGCUGUUUUGCCUCAGCCGGACGUACCUUGUCCGACGUUAUGUGACGGUAUCAAGCUCAAAGACAACGACAGUCUGGCAGCAAUUCUAUCAUCAGAAUUACAAACUGACCUUUUGAUUAUAUUAUCAAACGUUGACGGAGUCUACGAUAAAGCCCCUAGCGAAUCUGGUGCCAGAGUUAUCUAUUCGUUUACCAAGGAAACCAGAAAGAUUGUCGAAAUUGGUGAAGGUAGCGCUAGGGGAAUAGGGGGCAUGGAUAGUAAAAUAAAUGCAGCCCUUUGGGCAGUGGCUCACGGUACUGCAGUAGUUGUAGCCAACGGUAUGACGAUAGAUUCAAUAAAGACAGUUGUAUCUGGGAAAAAAUUCGGAACCAUGUUCAUCGACUCUAGUAUUUGUCAGGAUGAUAAUACUGAACAAAUUGCAUCAGAAGCCAGAAGACAGAGUCGUACCUUGGCGUUAGUAUCCAACAACGAUCGUGCCGCCUGUAUCAAUAAAUUUGCCGAGCUUCUAGAUGCCAGGGUACCGGAGAUAAUAGAGGCCAAUAAUAAGGACGUGGAGGACGCUGAAAAAUCCGGCUACAAUCAGGUGCUGAUUAACAGGUUGAGAAUAACGCCGGGGAAAAUCAAGGCUUUGUCUGUGGGUAUUAGACAAGUGGCCGAAACGAGCAAACAUAUUUUGGGCAAAGUACUUAGGAAGACUUUAUUGGCCGAUGGUUUGGAAUUGACUCAAAUAACAGUCCCCCUAGGCGUGAUUCUAGUAAUUUUCGAAUCCAGACCGGACGUUUUGGCUCAAAUAGCAGCCCUCACCAUUGCUUCUGGAAACGGGCUGGUAUUAAAGGGCGGAGACGAAGCUCUCAGGUCCAACAUGGUUAUGAAGUCCAUCGUGGACGAUGCAUUGAAAACCAUCAAGUGUGAGGGUGCCGUAGGGUUGGUGGCAACCAAAGAAGAGAUUGCUGAUUUGAUCAGUAUGGAUCAAUACAUUGAUUUGAUUAUACCGAGAGGAGGGUAUCAGUUGAUUAGGUUUAUUCAGGACAAUGCCAAGAGGAUUCCGGUUAUGGGACAUUCUGAAGGUAUUUGUCAUAUUUAUGUGGACAAGGAUGCGGUUGCAGAGAAAAUUUUUAAAAUUGUUAUCGAUGCUAAAUCUGAUUAUCCGUCUGCCUGUAACGCUGUAGAAACUGUUUUGUUGCACAAGGAUUUAAUGGAAGGAGAUUUCUUUGCUGAGCUUUGUUGCAGAUUGAAACAGACAGAGAUUACAAUUCAUUCAGGGCCAAAAUUAUCAAAAUUUCUACAAUUCGGACCACCUCUAGCAAAAUCAAUGAAAAAAGAAUACGGAGACAAGGAAAUGUGUAUAGAAGUCGUGGAUAAUAUGCAAGAGGCCAUCGAUCAUAUACAUAAAUACGGCAGCAGCCAUACAGAAUCAAUUAUAACAGAAAAUAAGGAAUCAGCUGAAGCAUUUCUAAAAAAAGUCGAUUCAGCUUGCAUCUUUCAUAAUGCCAGCACCAGAAUGUCGGACGGAUUCAGAUUUGGACUCGGUGCCGAAGUCGGUAUAAGUACUGCCAGAAUCCACGCAAGAGGUCCCGUAGGAGUCGAAGGUUUGCUCACCACCAAAUGGAUUUUGCGUAGUAAAUUUGCUCAUACUGCUGGCGAGUUUAAUCAGAAGGAUGGUCCCAAAUGGAUACAUAAGGCUUUGCCCAUCAACUAACAUUUGUAUUGUCUGUAAUAAAAUCACUUAUCAAACAUUUCCUGGAAUCAAUAAAAAUUGAAUUUGUAGAAACUCAUUUAAAAAAUCGACAACAUUCAUUGUUUAUAAUAAUUAUUUAAUGAAUUAACACAGAUAGACAUUUUUAUACAAUAGAGAAUAACAAUUAAUUAUUUAUGUACAAACAAUUAAUAAAGCAAAACAAAAAAUACAAAUUGAUUCAGAAUUAAUCAUUAUUGAUGAUUGAAAUAAUUAUAUACAAAAAUGCUUAUAUCACAGAUUGUUGAAAUACCCCGAAACAAAAGAGGAUUAUUUGCAUUAAAAAACUAAAAUUACACACAACUAAGCUUAUAUUAUCUAGGAAGUAUUUUACUUUACCCACAUACAUUACACAUAAUAUACAAGUAGGAAAAUACUAUAUUUACAAAUACUAGUAAUUGAACAUUAAUUAAUUGCAAACAGUUAUUGGUUUAUUGUAUUUUGAAUAUCAAACAGGAAAUCCUUCCUUAACUAUCGAAAAGCGUAUAUUUUUCCCCAACUUUGAAAAAACAAAAUAAAACAUUUACUACACAUGCAAAUAAUGUUUAUUAAGGAGCAACUAAGGACAGAUAUAUUAAUAAUUUAUAUAAUAUUAUAAAGGAAGAAAAAAAUGUUUGAUAUCCAAAAAAAAAACAAUUUAUGCAAUAAUUCUUAUUGUAUUUGGCGAAGGCGUACAAGAAUGUACGACCCUAUGCGUAGGACUUCCAGGUGCGCUUUGACUUAUGGGUAGAGCCGAUUGAUGAUGGUUGAUGUGACGUCAUAAAGGAUAGAGUUCGUGUUGACCAACGGACGCAUAAGUACAAGUACUCGCAGUCGGUUCCAGCACUUGGGUGUGAGAGUUGAAGUACUAUAGAAGAAAAAUAGAAAUUGUUUUAGUUGUUU
Ceutorhynchus assimilis (cabbage seed weevil) is the source of this 3232-nucleotide messenger RNA. Lineage: Eukaryota; Metazoa; Arthropoda; Insecta; Coleoptera; Curculionidae. The record is from the annotation of a GenBank genome assembly.